CCUGGCCCGGCACAGCCUGCUCUGCCGGAUUCCCGGCUCUCCCCGAGGCUUGGUUUUCAGUCCCGCCGUUUCCUGGAGCCAAAUGGCUCCUGCCUGCCUGCUCGGGGUCUGCAGCCUCCUCUGCGCCUGGGCACUGGUGACGGGACACCCCUGCAACCUCGACCACCAGGGCUGGGCCGACUGCCACGGGAAGAACCUCCAAAAUGCUCCAAGUUCCCUUCCAAACAACAUCACCAGUUUGGACCUCUCCUUCAACUCCUUGGUCAUGCCCCAUCACAGGACUCUCCUGAUGCAUUUCCCUUCCCUUCACACUCUCAACCUCUCUAGCAAUGCCCUUCUGGUACUGAGCCCAGCAGCCUUCUCCAACCUUGGAGCACUGCAUCUGCUGGACCUGAGCAGCUGCAGCAUCACCUACCUCCACAUGGAUGCUUUCAAGGGCCUGGGAAACUUGCACACACUGCUCCUAAGAAACAACAGCCUGCAAGAGCUUGAGGUUUCUUUGUUCCUGCCACUGAAGGCACUUUUCCACCUGGACCUGCAGCAGAAUGCGCUGGUCUCUGUGGACAUGUGGAGCCUGCAGCUGAUGGAUGCAGUCCCACAGGUCUGGCUGGAAGGGAACCCCUGGCUCUGUGACUGCAGCGCGCUCCCUCUGCAGCAGUGGCUGCAGCGCAGGCAAGCUGUGCAGGUAACCUGUGCAUCACCCCCGUGGCUGCGGGGCCACAAGGUCGCAGCACUGGGUUCCCAGGAUCUGGGCUGCUGGAUGAAGCAGCGGUUUCCUCGGGAGGUCAGCACGGUGCAGCAGAUCACAGUGACCUACAGCAACACCACUGCACCACCCACCGGGAAAGGCGGAAGGAGCUGGCCGUACCUGGUGGGCUUCCUGGUGGCAGCAAUUGGCAUCUCCAUCUUGAUUGCACUGGCUGCCAAGUGCAAGGUCUUCCACAAGAACUUCACCAGCUACCACCACCGGCCACUGCCCGAAACCAGCUCUAUCGGAGGCAGCCCCAUGGAGGACAGCAGCAGCUGGGACAGGGGCUCCUCAGGCCAGGGGGGCUGCCACCCCAUGCCUGGUGCUGUCGACCUGCAAGGUGAGGAUGAUGAUGGUUUCAUUGAGGACAACUAUAUCCAGCCAAGCGAGCAGGUGCCAGAGGAUGAGCAGCGGCAGUUGCAUCUCUCCAUCUGAGCCUGCAGUCCAGCAGCCUCUCGCUGUCCCCUCACCUCCAUCCCCAUCCUGCCCUUUCCCACCUUCCCUCGGCAUUUAGCCCC
Molecule: messenger RNA, 1266 nt
Organism: Melopsittacus undulatus (budgerigar)
Lineage: Eukaryota; Metazoa; Chordata; Aves; Psittaciformes; Psittaculidae
Gene: C6H1orf210
Product: chromosome 6 C1orf210 homolog
Exons: 4
Coding region: 83-1183 (366 amino acids)
Molecular function (GO): protein binding
Source: RefSeq, a predicted model, not a curated record